Messenger RNA from Penicillium longicatenatum, 1179 nucleotides. RefSeq names its product alkene reductase. Lineage: Eukaryota; Fungi; Ascomycota; Eurotiomycetes; Eurotiales; Aspergillaceae. The transcript has a single exon. The record is from RefSeq and is a predicted model, not a curated record. Bases 1 to 1179 code for a protein of 392 amino acids. Gene Ontology annotation, molecular function: FMN binding; NADPH dehydrogenase activity.
AUGGGCUCAAUCGCAACCUAUACUCCCGCGGAGUCUAGACUUUUUACACCAUUACAAAUUGGCAACUGCUUGCUAAAGCAUCGCAUUGUAUUUCCUCCUCUGACCCGGAACCGAAAUGAUGAUGACCAUGUCCCAUUGCCGCUCAUGGAAAAAUACUACGCCGACCGCGGCUCCACGCCCGGGACUCUAGUCAUCGCAGAGGCCACCGCCAUUGCGCACGGUGAAGAGGGUGACUGGAACAAUCCUGGCUUGGUUAGUGAUCAACAGGUCGAGGGAUGGCGCAAAAUCAUCGAUGCGGUCCACGCCAACAAAUCGUUCUUUUUCCACCAGAUCUGGGCCAUGGGACGGGCGUCUCUUCCUGAUCUACUAGCAGCUCGAGGAUUCCCCUAUAGGUCGAGUAGUGCUGUGCCUUUGAAAGACUCCGACGCUACACCUCGCGCCAUGACGGAGGAGGAGAUCUUGGAGACGAUUCAGAGCUUUGUUGACACAUCGAAGCGGGCAAUUUUGGCCGGUGCGGAUGGUGUUGAGAUUCAUUCUGCACAUGGGUAUUUGCUCGAUCAGUUUCUGACCUCGAGUGUCAACCAACGGACGGAUAAGUGGGGUGGGUCUAUUGAGAAUAGAGCCCGACUUACGCUCGAGGUUGUCCGGGCUGUUGUUCAGGCCAUCGGUGCCGAGAAAGUGGCUAUUCGAUUCUCUCCCUAUGCCGGAUUCCAAGGAUCUGAAAAGACCGAUUAUCUGGAGCUAUAUACGUAUCUCAUUACGGAGCUCAAGAAGAUGAAUGUCAAGUUUGCCUACUUGUCUCUUGUGGAGGCAACUGGUGAUCCUGGCGCUUUGAUUUUCAACGAAAAGGCGGUUCACCAGGACAAGUCAUUGAAUUUCAUCCUUGAGGCUUGGAACAAUCUCUCGCCUGUCAUUGUCGCGGGUGGUUACCGGCCAGAUACCGCUGCUUGGGCCGUGGAGGAGAAAUACCAGAAAUGGGAUGUUAUGGUCGCUUUUGGUCGCCAUUUCAUUGCCAAUCCUGACUUGGUGUUCAGGAUUAAGGAGAACAUUCCUCUGGCAAAGUACAACCGGCCGACUUUCUACACGUAUAAGGCAUGGGAGGGCUAUAAUGACUAUCCAUUUAGCCCGGAAUUCUUGAAGGCGCACCCAGAUGCUGUGCACCCAAUGGUUGAGGCAUAG